UCAAACCCACACUGGCGCUAUUAUCCGUUCCCAGCAAACCCACACUCUUUCUAGAGAGAGAAACCAUGCCUCCCCAUUAGCCGCGCCAUUCUCUCUCACACACACACCACAGUCCACAGACAUGAAUAUUCAUCUCCUCCGAAUCGGAUCUCACCUACUCUCCCUCUCGCUGCUGCUGGCCUCUCUCUCCUCCGCCGAAGAUGACUUCAACUGCCUGCGCGAAGUCCGUAGCUCGUUGACUGACCCCGACGACGACAGACUCUCCUGGAAUUUCUCCAACACCACCGCCGGCGCCGUCUGCAGCUUCGUCGGCGUCAAGUGCUGGAACGACCAGGAGAACAGGGUCAUAAGUUUGGAGCUCGCGGAUUUCAAUCUCGCCGGGAAUAUUCCCGACUCGUUUCGCCUCUGCCACAACCUUCAAACCCUGAUUCUCUCUGGUAAUUCGCUCUCCGGCUCGAUCCCUGGCCAAAUCUGCACUUGGCUGCCUUAUUUGACUACUCUCGAUUUGUCGCGUAAUAAUUUGACCGGUGAGAUACCGAGUGAUCUCUCUAAAUGCUCGUAUUUGAACAGUUUGGUGUUGGAUGAUAACCAUCUGUACGGUGUUAUUCCUUACCAAUUGUCUAGUUUGGGGCGAUUGCAGAAGUUCUCUGUAAGGAAUAAUCAAUUAACUGGACCUGUGCCGGAGUUCACCUAUAAAUUUGAGCUUGAUUAUGACGGAAACAAGGGGCUCUGCGGCGGGCCGUUGGGGAAAUGCGGCGGAUUGAGCAAGAAGAAUUUGGCAAUUAUCAUUGCUGCAGGGGUUUUUGGGGCGGCAGCGUCGUUGGUGCUGGGAUUUGGGCUGUGGUGGUGGUAUUUUGUGAGAUCGAGUAAGAGGAGUAAGAAAGGGUAUGGUGUUGGUAGAAGGGAUGAUGAUUGGGCUGAGGUUUUGAGGGCUCAUAAGCUUACACAGGUGACAUUGUUUCAAAAGCCUCUUGUUAAGGUUAAGCUGGUGGAUUUGUUGGCUGCGACGAACAAUUUUAGCAGGGAGAGUGUUAUAGUUUCGAGCAGGACUGGCACGACGUAUAAGGCUGUGUUGCCGGAUGGUUCAGCUCUUGCGAUCAAGCGGCUGAUUGAGUGUAAGAUUGGGGAGAGGCAGUUUGGGAUGGAGAUGAAUAGGUUGGGGCAGUUGAGGCAUCCGAAUUUGGUGCCCCUUUUGGGGUUUUGCACGGUGGAGGAUGAGAAGCUCUUGGUGUACAAGCAUUUGUCCAACGGGACUCUUGGAUCGAUGCUGACUGGCAAUGCGAGCAACUUGGAUUGGACGACUAGGUUUAGGAUUGCCUUGGGUGCUGCAAGAGGGCUUGCUUGGCUUCACCAUGGCUGCCACCCUCCGAUCCUCCACCAGAACAUCAGCUCGAAUGUGGUUAUGCUUGAUGAGGAUUUUGAUGCUCGGAUAAUGGACUUUGGGCUGGCAAGGCUCCUGAACUCAUCCGAGCCUCAUGAGAGUAGCUUUGUGUAUGGGGAUUUAGGAGAGAUUGGAUAUGUUGCUCCGGAGUAUUCAACAACAAUGGUUGCUUCCCUUAAAGGGGACACAUACAGUUUUGGAGUGGUGCUUCUGGAAUUAGCAACUGGAAGGAAGCCUCUUGAUGAUGGUACCCUUGAGGAUGCGCCUAAGGGCAGUGUAGUCGACUGGGUGAAGCAUCUUGCUAGUUCUGGCCGGAUUAAAGACGCCAUAGAUAAGCAGCUAUGUGGGAAGGGCCAUGAUGAGGAGAUAGUGCGUUUCUUGAAGAUCGCUUGUAACUGUGUCGUCUCUCUGCCCAAGAACCGGUCGUCUAUGUUCCAAGUUUAUGAGUCGUUGAAGGGCAUGGCGGAGGAACAUGGUUUCUCAGAGCAUUUCGAUGAAUUUCCUCUGUUGUUCGCGAAGCAAGAGCCAACUAGUCCCCUUUGAAUCAGGGGUUCUGAUGCAGGUUCCUGCAAAUUAUGAGAAGCAAAUUGUUUGAUAUUAUCCAUCAUGAAUUGCUUUUCAUAUCUAUGUAUCUAUAUUAUAUAUAGCUCAUCUGCAUAUAUUUGAAGCUUUGCAUUUUGAAAUAUGUUAUAACAAGAGCUUCUAUUUAUGGCUCAGUGUGUGUGUUUGUAGAUAUAGAUUUGGCCUUCUGCUUCUGCUACCAAGUCUUUAUAAAAUUUGAGACAGUUCUUAUGCAUUUUUCAUGUAUUUAGUAUGGAAAUGGGAGAUUAGUUAUGUUAUAAUUUAUGUAGCAAGAUCGUAUUUUAUUUUA
Molecule: messenger RNA, 2252 nt
Organism: Salvia hispanica
Lineage: Eukaryota; Viridiplantae; Streptophyta; Magnoliopsida; Lamiales; Lamiaceae
Product: Leucine-rich repeat protein kinase family protein
Biological process (GO): protein phosphorylation
Molecular function (GO): protein kinase activity; ATP binding
Source: RefSeq, a predicted model, not a curated record